AGAAGCAAAUAAGAAGAGCGUAGAAAAACAACAAAGACGGACAAAAACAUCGUCGAAAAUCGAAUUUAUAUCAAUAAAAAAUUUUAAAAAUAAAAGAGAAGCCAACACUCAGUGUUAUCUCUUUGUUUAUUUUUGCAUUUUCUUAUACAAUAAAAAGUGCAAUAAACACAAAAAUAUUUCAAAGUCGAAUUAUAGCAAACGAAAAAAACAAAAAAAAAACAAGAAAAUACAAAACGCGAGUGAAAGUGGGUGAAAAAAUUAAAACAAUAGAUAAAACAGCUGUAACAGAUUGCUAAAAUGGCAGCAUAUCAAAUGAAUUUCAACCAGGAUUUUACUUCCCUAUCCGUGCUGAGCAGCGGUGGACUGCGUCUUUAUUCGAUUGCGGGCCAGGAUAGAGUCGAGGAGAUCUUUGCCAAGGACAAUACGGAGCAGAUAAGGAUUGUGGAGCGGCUCUUCAACAGUUCGCUGGUGGUGCUGGUCACCGCCCAGAAGCCCAACUGCCUGAAAAUGCUGCACUUCAAGAAGAAACAGGACAUCUGCAAUUGUUUCUAUCCCUCGGAGAUACUCUGCGUCCGCAUGAAUCGCCAGCGUCUAAUCGUCUGCCUCGCGGAGAGCAUACACAUACAUGACAUACGCGACAUGAAGAUCCUGCACUCCAUUGAAAACAUUGCGCCCAAUGAGCUGGGCCUCUGCGCACUGUCGCUCAACUCGCAUCUGGCGUUCCCUAUCUGUCAGUCCAGCGGCGAGCUGCGCAUCUUCAAUGCGAACAAACUGCGCACGGGUAUGACAAUCAAGGCGCACGACACGCCCCUAUCGGCGCUCACCUUCUCGCCCAGCGGAGCGCUACUUGCCACCGCCUCCGAGCGGGGCACUGUGAUACGCGUCUUCUGCGUGAAGAACGGCCAGCGGGUCCAAGAGUUCCGGCGUGGCGUCAAACGUUGCGUGCGAAUCGCAUCGCUCGUCUUUGCCGCGGCCGGCGACUUCCUGUGCGCCUCAUCCAACACGGAAACGGUGCACGUCUUCAAGAUCGAUGCGCGGGCUGUGGAGGUGGCCGAACUGAAAGCAAUUGCUGAAGUGGCAGCCAAGGCGGACACUCAGACCAAGGAGGCGACGGAUGCAGCAGCGGCGGGCGCAGCAGCCGAGGAUGCAAACAGUGAAGCAGCGUCUGCAACGGCCAGCUCGACCAGUAGUUGGGGUGGCAUGUUCUCUAAGGCUGUGUCAUCGCUGUUGCUACCCGCUCAGGUGAGCGAUGUGCUGGCGCAGGAUCGUGCCUUUGCCACGGUGGUGCUGCCACAGUCGGGCCUGAAGAACAUUUGUGCGCUGACGCAUGUGCAAAAGGAGCUACGUCUGCUGAUUGCCUGCGAGGAUGGAUUCCUCUACAUGCACGACUUCAAUGCGGAGCGUGGCGGUGCCUGCAAGCUGCUGGCCGUGCACGAUCUGCGUGGCGCCCUCGAGGACGUCAUCGAAUUGCAGCUGAGCGAAAGCAUCCUGAAAACGCAGUCCAAGUCGUUGCCGGCAACGACGACGACGACAACGACGUUGCCACAGCAGUCGCUCACCAUGCUGAAGAGCUGUGCGGCCAGUGUGCUCAUCGAGAAUCCGGAGCCGGUGGCGGACAACAGCUAUGCGGGCAUCUUGCGUGGCGAGCAGGCGGAUGCCAUGUCAGAUUCUGCCAAGUUUCGCAAGCUAUGCGAUGCCAUUGACACGCCCACAAAGCUGUACGACGAGCGCCAGUUUCCGCCCGUGGCCAUAAUGGCCAAGGAUUGACAGAGACGUAAGAGCCAAAAGGAUAUUGUCUUUGUGGACGAAUCACAAUGUGGUUAAAAACGCUCUCUGCAUUUCGUAAACCCAAAAAAAAGUCUUAGAAAAUGCCCAAAAAAAAAUAUAUCCAAUUAUUUAAAGCAAUUUAUGUAAGUUAAGCCAGCAACAAAAUGUGAAACUACCAAAAAAAGAAAGAAAAAAAACUAAAAAACUAAAAAACAAAACAAAUACUCGACAGAGAAAAAUUUACAAAAAAAAAAAAGUAUUUUAGUUAAGAUAUAUUUUUAAUUUUCCUACUAAGCAAUAUUUUUGCCUCCUGCAAUUUGUAUAUAACUGCAACUAAAAUAUAUGAUCAGAACUCCUAAAAUAUCUCAUUCCUUUAGUAUACCACUCUAUCUCGAUGAAUUAAAUUAUGACAAUUUCUAUUUUGUAUAAUAUAUGAUUAUUAUUAUUAUGUAUAUUUAUUAAUAGGUGAGGAGCUACUUUAUU
Drosophila grimshawi is the source of this 2250-nucleotide messenger RNA. RefSeq names its product WD repeat domain phosphoinositide-interacting protein 2. Gene Ontology annotation, cellular component: phagophore assembly site membrane; extrinsic component of membrane; cytosol. The coding region runs from base 298 to 1767 and encodes 489 amino acids. Lineage: Eukaryota; Metazoa; Arthropoda; Insecta; Diptera; Drosophilidae. Gene Ontology annotation, biological process: protein lipidation; protein localization to phagophore assembly site; nucleophagy. Gene Ontology annotation, molecular function: phosphatidylinositol-3-phosphate binding; phosphatidylinositol-3,5-bisphosphate binding; protein binding. The record is from RefSeq and is a predicted model, not a curated record. The transcript has 4 exons.